This is a messenger RNA of Homalodisca vitripennis (glassy-winged sharpshooter), 8987 nucleotides long. RefSeq names its product E3 ubiquitin-protein ligase UBR5 (gene hyd). NCBI's taxonomy places the organism in Eukaryota, Metazoa, Arthropoda, Insecta, Hemiptera, Cicadellidae. The coding region runs from base 136 to 8856 and encodes 2906 amino acids. The transcript is spliced from 48 exons. Gene Ontology annotation, molecular function: ubiquitin binding; RNA binding; ubiquitin-protein transferase activity. Gene Ontology annotation, cellular component: nucleus. Gene Ontology annotation, biological process: regulation of double-strand break repair; protein polyubiquitination; DNA damage response. The record is from RefSeq and is a predicted model, not a curated record.
GUCAAUGUUCAGCGUUUUUGUAGAAUUUAGUUGUUCAGCUAGUCGAAAAUGGCGAUUUGUGACGAUGUGUUGUGGAUUAUUUAAGAAAUCGGUGGUUUAAACUUUCUUUAAAUAAUAUUUUGUGCUGAGAUAUUAAUGCUAACUAUGUCGUCUUUACAGUUUGUUGUUCAUCCUAUACCAGGAACAGAGGACCAGCUUAAUGACAGGUUGAAGGAAGUGUCAGAUCGCUUGAAUCGUUUUGGGCCCACUGUCCCACCACCUGCCCUGGCUGGGAUCAAAACAGCUGUAAAACGAAUUGCUAUUGGGCCGAAUCACUUUGCUUUGCUACUAGAAGAUGGUAGAGUGUGUCGUGUCACAUUUUCAAUUAUUUCGGACAGACUUGAUCUUACAAAAAAUGAUCCUACAAAAAAUUCGAAAGGGAUGUUUGGUGGGGGUAGUGGAGGAGGAGGUGGAUCAUCACGGCAGCUGACGAGAACACGGGCAAGAAUUAUGCGCACAUCAUCAGCUCCAUUCCGUGGUGGUGGUGGCCGCAGUUCGGGUGCUGGAGUGAUUAUGGGUGGCAGUGGUGGCGGCAGCUCAAGUUCAUCACGUCCUGUUGUUCCAGCACCUUAUGUUCCAGAGGAACUCGUGUCACAGGCUCAAGUUGUUCUUCAAGGGAAAAGUCGUAACCUUAUCAUCAGAGAACUGCAACGCACAAACUUGGAUGUGAAUUUAGCUGUUAACAAUCUUCUGUCACGUGAUGAUGAAGAGGGAGAUGAAGGCGACGAUGGUGCUGAUUCAUAUGUUCCGGAAGAUCUUAUCUCUCUAUUGGAUGGAGGCUUUCAUGCAGACCACUCAGUUAUUAUUGAUGCUGAUGCUAUGUUCUCUGAGGAUAUGUUUGGUUAUUCUGCAAUGAGGAUUCGUGGAAUACCGGGAUCCAGUGGUGCCCGGCGACUGACUAAUCCAGAGCGAGAACGCAGUGACAACUCGGAGAGAGAACGAUCAGACAGAGCAGAGCGAGGCAGUGACCGAGACAGUUUCUCCCGCUGGAGGGACCGCCAGUACUUUGGUCCGCGCAGGUGGUUGGAGACUGCUCUCAGGGAUUCUGCUUGGGAACCUGACAACAAGAAGAAGGACUUUGCGGCAGCCAGUCCACUGUGGAUGUCAGAUGAUGUGGAGUUUUGGCCGGAACCUGCUCCUAAGUUUGUCAACAUUGCGUCUCUACACAGUGAGCUAAUAGCUCUGUCGAGCUCGGGUCAGCUCUAUCAGUGGAAGUGGAAUGAGACUGAGCCGUACAAACACACCAGUGAGGGAUCACUGCACCAUCCAAAGACGUUGGCAUUGGGGUUAGCCACUGAGAAGGUUGUGUUACUGUCUGCCACAGCCAUCCGCUGCUCUGUGUCUACAGAUAGUGGCAAAGUGGCCACAUGGCUGGACGAGCUAUUGUCCCAUGCUGCUGGGAAACUGGAACACCCAGCCACUGCAUUCACUGAGUUUACUCUGGACCGUAUCUCUUCACUUUACACCUGCACACUUUACUCUGUUGCCAGGCUGGAGAGUGGUGCUCUUUACUGGUGGGGUGUGUUGCCAUUUGGCCAAAGGAAAAAGCUUUGGGAGAAAUAUCGAGCCAAAUCUCGCAAACAACGCCCAUCCACUGGUUCCCCAGAAAUAACCACUGGCAGUCAAGUUUGCAUGAAAAAUUCUCCAAUCUAUCAGCCAGGAGCAGUUGGUUUUUGUAUCUCUGGUGGUGUUCCUAAAGUUGGUCAGCUACAAAAUGCUGCAUGGAACCUGAGUGAUGUGUGUCGGUUCAAGCUGAUAGUCCCGGCGAGUCCCCCACCUAGCCGGGGGCUGGAAGGGCUGCUGCCCUGCACAAGCGGCAAAGUUCACAAGGAGACAGCGGACCGCAUCGAUAUGCCUCCACCUCCCAGUCCCGCCUCCUCUACUUGCAGUGACACUGGUUCUACUUCACACAAGCGUCCAAAAAGGGUUGCUGUGAAAGAAGAUUCAGAGAAAAAAGAUGAAGAAGAAUGGAUGUUAAAGGAUGUUAUUUUUGUAGAAGAUGUAAAAAGUCUUCCUGUUGGACGGGUCUUAAAAGUGGAUGGAGCUUAUGCAGCAGUAAAAUUUCCAAACUCUUCACCUAAAGAAGUAAACAAAGACACUAAGGAAUCGUCUGCUGAUGAAUCACUCAGCUUGCUUCAGGAUUGUCGCCUUUUAAGAAAAGAUGAUUUACAGGUCAUCAAAACAAAUACAACAUCCAGAGCGCCAGACUGUUUUCAGAGAACGCCAAGAAGAAUAAACAUUGCAGAAAAUGGUGGUCACAUCCUAGCUAUUGCUGUUGAUGGUCAAGGGAUCCAUGCGAUUGUGAAAACAGUGUCAAAGUUGAGUUAUGUGUUGUAUAACGUGACCAACGGCAGAGUGGAACAAGACUCUCCAUUUCCCUCCGAUACCAGCUCCUUCCUUGGCUUGGAACCUCAGAACAUAUGUUUGACCAGCACAGGAGAUAGUAAUGACAGCGUACUGUUGCUACGAGACGGCAACUCGACGCUGUGUCCUCUAGCCAAGGACAGUGUGGAUAGUAUCCGAGACGCUCAGUGGUUGGACUUACCCCCAGUCCGUUGUAUCGGUACCGGUGUUCAUACGCUCACCAGCGUCACCGCUCCAGCUCUCAAGAACCAGGUGGCACUCAUCGUACUGGCUCUCAAUAAUCAGCUACUCAUGUCGAGAGUGCUGCGCUGUGACAUUGAUGGAGUUCGGCAGAUACUGCAGUCACUUGAACAAGAACCCAAGAACAGUGAGACUCUCCAAGCUGUGCUUGCGGAGCGCUGUGAUGGCAACAGAAACAUCCUACAUGCCUGUGUCUCCAUGUGCACACCGACUUCUAACAAGGAAGCUGAAACUGCUGAGAACAAUGUGAACAGUAAUACUUCUGGACUGGAGUCAAUAAAUGUAAUCACCAAUGCUCUGGCUCCACGUAACGUUAGUCUGCGGGAAAUGAUGAGACGAGCUACUGCUGCCGUUCGCACAUCAGGAGAAGGAGAAGCAGCAGCCAAUGUGCAACCGUAUGCCACUGGUCCUCCACAAGAGGCUGAGAUGGGUUGGCCACCUACAGAGCCAGUGUUUGAUCUGGCAUCGGGUGACGAGGACAGCCUCACAUUCGGCAAGAAUGCUCCCCCAACUAACCAACAACCAGCUUGCGUAGCUGACCCCACCGAGCGACGUAACAACUCCCUGGCUGCUCUCAAGCUGCUUUGUGACUCCCCAGCACUGGUACCCCACCUCAAGGAAUUGCUCAGUGCUAGGGACGCUCAGGGCCAGACUCCAUUCAUGCUGGCCGUAUGCUGUCGGGCCUACCAUGCUGCUCUGUACAUCCUAGAUGCUAUCCAGAGAUUGGUUGCGAGAACUCCACCUUCCUUCGAGGACAUAACUCCUCCUCCACCUACGUCCACAGAAGAAAAACUUAAAAGUGUAUUGUCGGCUUGGUUUGCUAAGGGAGAAACUUCUGAUUCUGCAAGAAAACAGAACUACCCAUCGUGGCUCUACCCAAGUGGUACAGAUUCAGAAGGCAAGAAGGCAACACUUAGUGAAGUUGAGAUGCGUAUUGAUCAGGAUGCUCUCAAUGCAAUGAUAUUUCCUCCCGGCUCUAAUCCUGAUCAUUCCCCCCUCCAUGUUGUCUGCUGCAAUGAUACCUGCAGUUUCACUUGGACUGGGGCAGAGCAUAUCAACCAGGAUAUUUUCGAGUGUCGAACAUGUGGGCUGACUGGCUCAUUAUGCUGCUGUACGGAAUGUGCUAGAGUGUGCCACAAGGGCCAUGACUGCAAGCUGAAGCGCACCUCUCCCACUGCGUAUUGUGACUGCUGGGAGAAAUGCAAGUGUAAGGCGCUCAUACAGGGUAACCAGACAGCACGUUAUGACCUGCUUUGUCGUCUCAUCGCCGACACCAACCUAGUCACUCAGCAUAACAGCAGAGGAGAGAGUAUCCUGCUAUUCUUGGUGCAGACUGUAGGUCGUCAGAGCGUAGAGCAGCGACAGUAUCGAGUGUCUCGGCCACGGUCAGCCUCGGCCUCCUCCAGAAAAACCCCCUCCUCAGAUGUCGGUGGAUAUGUUGCAGAGCCGGACAUGCCCGACCAUGAUUUAGAACCUCCUCGUUUCAGUCGCAGGGCUUUUGAACGUUUACUAAAUGAUUGGCCAGCUGUUAAAGGAAUGAUAAUGUCUGGUGUGAAGAUGAAUGAAUCAUCAAGUGAACCUCUGUAUGAGGACCAAGCCUAUCUGCAGAGUCAGAGCGGAACUACUCUGCUGGACAAGUUCACUCAUUGUCUUCUGGUCAAAUGUAGUGCUGAGAUGUUGGACACCCUGCUGACUACUUUGAUGCGGGAACUCCAGAAUGAAAACAGGUUACAGGAAGCAACCGAGGUAGCACGCAGAUUUGUGCGUUCAGUUGCAAGAAUUUUUGUCAUCUUCAGUGUUGAGAUGGCUCCUUCAACUAGCAAACGUAGAGGCACCACCGGACUGUCAGCUCCACUGGUGAAGUGCAAGCGUGUAUUCCAAGCCCUGAUCAAACUGGCUGUGGAAGAGCUCUGUGAGAUUGCUGACAGUCUGAUAGCACCUGUCCGACUGGGAGUGGCCAGACCCACAGCUCCCUUCACACUCUCCAGCUCUACUAUUGAGGUCAUCAACGGUUCUGAGGAACUGUUUUCAGUGGAACCGCUGGCACCUCAUGGUACAGUGUCGGUGCGACGGUCUGUGAUGUUGUCCAGCAACCGCAGUGGGGAGAUCACCCGACCUCUGGGCACUCGGACCAGGCCUCCGCCGCAGAUGGACAUUGACGAGGAGAUGGCAGAGAGUUUGGUCGGUCUGGGUGCUGACGGGGAGGCGAGUGAUGGUGAGGAACCUGCCAAUGCAGGUCGUGAUGGCGGGACUGGUGGGGGAGUAGUGGAGGGUGGGGCAGAGUCAGAUGCUGAAGAUCUGCUUGUGGAGACCGAGUCAGACUCUGACCAGAGUAACCAGGAUGCUGCUAGCGCACAACGCAGUGUUCAGACUGGGGCCACAGCAGGAUCCGACACUGGCAUGGCAUCACUGCUGCUGUUCCCAGAAGAUGACUCCGGGGACUCGAGUCAGCAGGAGGAGGAUGUGUCAGAAGCAGGAGAGAGUGAUGAUGUGGACACGGAGGAGAUCCUGCUCACUGAUGAACAACUGGAGAGACGAACAAACAACACUGGUCAAGGACAGCGAAACAACUUAGCUCCUCAGUCUAUGCAGUGGGCAAUCAGAAACAGAGACACAACUUCAAGAUCAGCAGGAGGAUUUCGUGUAGCUACCAACUCCUUGGUGUUCAUUGACCCAUCCACUCUACGCAGAUCAACUAGCGCAGUGGGGUCAGGGCAUGAGCCCGUUACCAUGGCAACUACUGCAGCUUGCUUGGCUCGCUCCUUUGCUAUAGUGUUAAGGCAGAUUGCUGACCUAUUGGCCAUGAUGUCUGACUACAGCAGCCUUGCACCUACUCUGCCUGAAACCUUGGAAGUCACCUAUCACGAUCAAUACAAUCUUCAGACAUACCUGGAAAGUCGGUUGAAGCCCACCUGGGAUUGGCUGCUGACAGUAAUGGACUCAACAGAGGCUCAGCUCAGAUUCGGGGCAUCUCUGACACACUCGUCAGACCCCACACAUCCUGGCCACCCCCUUCAUCACAACCCAGGUGGAGGUGCAAGCAGUGGUGCCAACACACUAUCACUGUCAGUACUGUCAAGUGGUACAUCCAACUCUGCUCCCGCCGCCAACAGUUCUGCCAACAGCACCACUCACACAACCAGGCCGGCCAACAACACUGCGUCAAACAUGAGCAGAACUGCAGUAACUAGUGGUGGUACUACUCCAGCCACACAAAGCACUACCCGUAUUGUCGGUUUCACUGCCAACACAGCGGACACCCCCAGGAACACCAGAGAAAGAGAGUCAUCAGAUCCUAAUUCAGCUCGCAGAGAGUUCUUAUCGUAUGCUCUGUCAUUAAUGCGGUCACACAACGCUGAACACGCCGAUAGUCUGCCUGUGCUGGAUGUGAGCGCCCUGAGACAUAUUGCGUAUGUGUUCGACGCUCUCAUAUACUACAUGAGAUCUAGCUUUGACCAGACAUCCUCCACCGAUGAGCUCAGGGACACCACUGCCAAUAAUAGUGACUGGCCUACAUUUCAGCAGGACGAGAAUGACAAUGACGAGACAGAUGACGACCAGGGCAGGAUGGAGACUGAAACUGAGUCUGUGGAUGAGACAGAGGUGGUGGUGAUGGCGGGUGGGCCUCCCAUAUCUAGUGGUGGUGGUAAAGGACGCAAACACGCAUUCUUCCAGCGAUCAGAGUCUACGCUUUGUCUCGGCUGUCCACCUCCUGACCCCUUUGACACCCCUAUGGCCCAAGCCUUGCCCCUAGCUGAUCAACCACACCUCCUGCAGCCCAAUGCUCGACGGGAAGAUCUGUUUGGCAUUCCCAAACAACCCAUCACAGUUCCCCCUUCAGGGAGUGGAGCUCCUGGUGAAGGCAACCAGCUUGAAGUGCUCCCAACACGACUGAGCUUAUCAUCACGCGGAGCACAGCCCAAGACCCCAGACAUUCCACCUCCACCCUUCAAACCAAGAGAGGAAGGGAUGGUAGAGGACAACACUCCACAGGACCUUUCUGUCAAUAAAGAUGCAAUGGUUGUAGAAACUGAGGAGGACUCUAAAAUGAGUAUUGGUGAAAAUUCUCAAGAAUGCAUUCGGGCUCCCAUCAUAAUCUCUCCACCUGGGGCACCUAGUACCACCACUAGCACAAGUCUUGGUGACUCUGGUGCUGUUGAUGACAGUUCGAGCCGGCCCAAUGUCAAGAGUGUCAUCGUCAGAGCUGGACCAGCUUCUCUGAAUGGAGAUGUAGUGACUUCACCAGUGAAACCAGUUUUGGACACCAUUUCUGCACCAAAUGAUGACAUCUCAGCUAAUGUUACAGUUGAGACCACUCAGCCCUUGCAACCUAGACCGACACCUGUGAUUGGCCAGUCUGUGUCCCACGACCUACUGUUGGGCCGCUGGCGUCUGUCCCUGGACUUGUUUGGCCGAGUGUUUAUGGAGGAUGUGGGUUUGGAGCCCGGAUCUGUAGUCAGCGAGUUGGGCGGCUUUCCUGUCAAGGAGGCAAAAUUUCGUAGAGACAUGGAGAAACUAAGAAGCUUGCAAAACAGAGAUCUCACUUUAGCUAAGAUGGAAAGAGAUAGGACACAGCUGAUUGUACAGACCAUGAAAGAAUUAAACACCCAGUACAACACAUACAACCGGCGAGCGUCUGCUUCUCAGCCUCCAUUGGCUGUCAAUAGGGUCAAGGUCACCUUCAAGGAUGAGCCAGGGGAAGGUUCUGGAGUGGCCAGGAGCUUCUACACAGCCAUUGCUGAGGCCUUGUUAGCAAAUCAGAAACUGCCUAACUUAGAGUCAGCCCAAGUGGGGACACGUUAUGGACAGUACAACGUUCUACAAAGGCUUCGCUCAAGAGAGAGAGAAAAUUUGCGUAGACAGUCACCAAGGUCAUCGUCACAAAGAUGUCGAGAGACCAGGCGAACACUAUCGCAUGAAGCCAGAGCAUUCAAUCCAACUGUGCCUCCUCCAGACGCAGCCCCUGGCACCAGCAAUCCUCCUGUCAACAAUGAUCACUUGUCUGUGCAUCAACAACAACUUGGUGACAGACUCUUUCCUAAAGUACAAGCUCUGCGGCCAACAUUUGCUGGCAAGAUCACCGGCAUGUUGCUGGAACUGUCACCUGCUCAGCUACUCAUGUUGUUGGCUAGUGAAGAUGCACUCAGGCAGCGAGUAGACGAGGCCAUGGAGCUAAUUGUAGCUCACGGUCAAGAUCUUACUUCAGAGGCACUCCUAGAUCUAGAUGUGGGGCUGUUCAGUUUCACGGGUCUUAAGUCUGGACAGGGCCGAAGUACUGAGGGAGAAGCUGAGACUGAAGACUCUGGAGAAGACAAUGCUCCUCUCUUUUAUUGUCCAGGUCGUAGAGGAUUUUAUAGCCCCAGACAAGGGAAGGCCACAUUUGAACGACUCAACGCAUUCAGAAACACAGGAAGACUACUGGGACUGUGCCUCCUUCAGAACGAACUGUGUCCGAUUUUCCUAAACCGACAUGUGAUCAAGUGUAUAUUAGGGAGGCCAAUCAGAUUCCAUGACAUGGCAUUCUUCGACCCAGCCAUGUAUGAAUCCUUGCGGCAGCUAGUCGUUGAUGCAGAGACCAAGGACAGUAACAGUUUGUUUGCUGCAUUAGAUCUUACCUUCAGCAUCGACCUAAAUGUGGAAGAAGGAGGAGGCAGCUUGGAAUUAAUUCCAGGAGGACGAGAUGUUGAGGUUACAGCUAGCAAUGUGUAUGACUAUGUGAGAAAAUAUGCUGAAUAUCGAAUGUACAAGGCACAACAGAAGUCACUUGAGGCAAUUCGCAUGGGUGUGUUCGAUGUUUUGCCCACGGGAUCACUAGAUGGGCUUACACCUGAAGAUUUGCGACUAUUAUUGAAUGGAGUUGGUGACAUCAAUGUGGCUGUACUCAUUUCAUACACAAGUUUCAAUGAUGAGUCUGGUGAAAGUAGUGAACGCUUGCUCAAGUUCAAGCGGUGGCUGUGGUCGAUAGUUGAGCGAAUGACAAAUCUCGAAAGGAUGGACUUGGUCUACUUCUGGACGGGAUCUCCUGCCUUGCCUGCCUCUGAGGACGGGUUCCAGCCAAUGCCUAGUGUCACAAUACGACCUGCAGACGACGCUCAUCUGCCCACAGCCAACACCUGUAUCUCUCGACUGUAUGUGCCACUCUACUCCUCCCGAUGUGUGCUUCGUCAGAAACUUCUACUCGCAAUCAAAACUAAGAAUUUUGGCUUUGUAUGAGUACUAUUAUCGCCAUCUUCUCCUUGUGCGUUUGUAAAUUAUGUUGUAACAUUAUUUAACUUUGAUAUUUUUGUAUUCAAAUAAUGUAUAAAGCUAUUUGUUCGCGACAAUAAAUGUUUUUCUCUAUUCUA